CAUUGUUUACAAAAUAUGGCGUCCGGAGAUUCGUGCUCAUCACUCCUCAAAUAAAGUAGACGCGAAUAUACCGGAAUCCGACUGGUUCAUCGAAAUAUAUUCAAGUUGAAACUUUAGUCAGUUGUGUGAGUAUUGGAAGGGUAUUGUAUCAUCAUGGAGUACUAUGACAUAGUCCACAGGCUGGGGUCCGGAGGCUGUGGGUCAGUGUACCUUGUCAGACACAAGGACAAUAAGAGGUUAUACGCUCUGAAAAAAAUUGAGCUUGAUGAAAGGAAAAAGACCAGGACAAAAGAAUCAGUUCAAAAAGAAGCUAGUAUUCUGUCUCAACUGAAGCACCCCCAUAUAGUAGCUUACUAUGACUCAUUCUACGAGGGUGAUGAGUUUCUCUAUAUUAUCCAGGCCUUCUGUGAUGGAGGCACAAUGGAUGACAAGAUUCGAGAUAAUGCAAAUAAAGACAAAUACUUUGAUGAAGCUGCCAUAAUGUGUUGGUUUGUCCAGCUGAUUAUGGCAGUGCAGUACAUACACUCAAAUAAAAUCCUUCACAGGGAUCUGAAAACCGAAAAUGUAUUUCUCACAAAGAGAAAUGUUGUUAAAAUUGGUGACUUUGGGAUAUCUAAAGUGCUGGAUCACACCAUAGACCUGGCCAAGACAGUGGUGGGCACUCCAACUUAUCUCAGCCCAGAGUUGUGUCAGGACAUCCCCUAUAGUUCAAAGUCAGAUGUGUGGGCCUUGGGAUGUGUUCUGUAUGAGAUGUGUGCACUGAAACCUCCAUUUGAUGCACAGAAUCUGAUCAGCCUCUUUAUGAAAAUCAUCAAAGCAGAGUAUGAGAGAGUUCCUAAUCAAUAUUCAGAUGAUCUUCAUGGUUUGGUGACAGCUUUGCUGAUGAAAACUCCAGAUGAUAGGCCAAGUGCAAGUGUCAUUGUUAACAUGCCAUACGUACAGAGACACCUAGCAGCAUUCAUUGAGACGAAGGAGUUGUUACGAUUACAGAAAGGGGUUCGCGAUGCCACCAAUCGAUCAUCUCCAAACCCAUUUACCUUAGAUACCAGCAGCUCUAAAAACUCACCUCAAAGCAGUGAAAAUGCCACUCUUGGAGUAAAGAACAAGCAUGUAGGCAAAUCACCUAGAAAACCAGAAGGAAGAUCACCAAAACAGCAAGACAGUGGAGUGAGCUGUAACGAUGGUACAGAAGUUCUCUCUGACUAUUCUGAUGAUUUUGAUGACUCUUCACACUCCGACUUAGAAGAAGAUAUUCCAGAGGACAUUCCAGAAGAUAUUUCCAUGGCGUCCGAAGACAAGUCAGAGGGACAGUAUGCUGGGUGUGUUUUAGACUACUCCAAGGUGGCUGAGGAUGGGCCAGAGGACCAGUAUGCCGAUGACUUUGAGGACUACGACUCAAGUGAUGAUUUGGACCAGAUUGUGACACAGGCCAAAGUAGCACAGGAAGUUGCCCCUGACGAUGAAUUCUUCUCGGACGACAAGAUGCUGGAUCAUCAGCUGACACAUACCAAAUUUUUUAAAAUACAAUGUAUGGAUGCACUUGGAGGUCGCAAAAUCAGCAAUGUGGGGAAAUUGAUCCAGAACGGAACACUGACAGAGUCAGACUUCAGGAGAGAACUUAGACACACUGUUGGGGAUUCCACAGAAAUCUGCCAUCUUGAUAUUGGUGAACUUGAUGAAGGGUGAUUGAUGGAUUUAAUGUUGCCAUGGAAAUGUGUGAUGACCCAAUGCUGUGAACUAGAAAUCUGUGAUAUUUUAAAGUGGUUGGCAAUAUACUGAGGGUGGCGACACACAGGGAUUGUUAAAAAAAGGAUUAAGUUGACGUUAAGCAAGGUGGCAUAUGAAACCUUGAAUUUUAUUGCUGUUGCACUGUACAACUCUUCGAGUUACAAGUUUAUUCAUUUUGUGUCAAAUAUCAUUGAAUACAUUUAGAGUGUUCGCUCAUGAAGUUGAGUGUUACCUCGGUAUGUAAGAAUGUCAAAGUAUAUAUCAUAUCCAGUAUAUACAAGAAUUUCACCCUCAAGGUACUUCUUAUGCAUAUCUUCUGAAUUUUCGAGACUGUGUUAUGAACUCUUUAUUAUGUUCAGUUCCUGGUAUGUGUGAGAAUGUUCAGUACCCGGUAUGUGUGAGAAUGUUCAGUACCCGGUAUGUGUGAGAAUGUGACAGUACCCGGUAUGUGUGAGAAUGUUCAGUACCCGGUAUGUGUGAGAAUGUUCAGUACCUGGUAUGUGUGAGAAUGUUCAGUACCCGGUAUGUGUGAGAAUGUGACAGUACCCAUUUAUGUGUGAGAAUGUGACAGUACCUUGUUUUAUGUUUACUGUGUGUAAGAAUAUGAAAGUACCUAAUGUCAGGUUCAGCAUUUGUGAAAAUGUGACAAAGCCAUAUACAUGUUUUGUUCAGUAUAUGUGAAUACCUUUUAUACAUAUUACAUUCCUUAUUUGUGAAUAUAAAGAUACUUAAGUUUAAGAAUGAGACUGUCUAGUUACUUUUCUCCCAUAACUUCUACAUCAACAUAUAAGGAGUCUGAAACAUUUAAUGUAACGAUAUGGAAUCAUGUAUUUCCAAGAGAAACAUUUUUACUUUCAGAUACAAUACAAAUGUUAUGGGAGUAAAAGGACUGAAAUGAAUGGAUAAUAUCUUUUAAAAUUGUAAUUUUAUAAAUUGUUUAAAUGAGAUUCAAACAUUCCUCUAAAAUAUCUCUGAGAGUAAUCAUGUUUCACGAGGGUGAAGCCCGAGUUAAACAUGAUUAAUUAAGGUAAAACAAAUGACUGUUUCCCUGCAUCAAGGACAAAAAAUAUAUUUUAUUAUACCGAAGUGAAAAAUAACAGCAUAGAAAAGAUUUUCAGGUUUAAUCAUAUUGGUGUCAUUUUCUCCGGUUACUCGGAACACCGUUCUGGUGAUUCUUUUAUAAUUUUCUUGAGAAAUUCCAAAUAAGAAAAAUAUGACCGCGUAAACUAAAGUGUUUUAUUGUCCGGUCAUUUGAUCAAUACAAUCCAUCAGUCAUGCUGUUAUAUGGUUGAGGUAUGGUAACAGCAAUGUACUGCAUCUGUUAUAUACUGUUAUAGUCUAAGGAGAGGUGUUCUAUAGUAUGAGAGUGGUUCCCAUUGGUUAUGUUAAAUUUUUACCUUCAAUAGAUGUUCUAAUAUAUGAUAAUUAUAUAUUUUUUUCUGUUGCAUGAAUAAUUACCAAUAUAUGUUAAACGCAUUCUCUUGCCCGGUGUAUGUAUUGAGAACUGUUCCUUGUAUGAACCCAAAUAUCUGAUAAUAUAUAUGGGAUGUGUACUUCGUAGGACCUGAAUGUACAAUAUAUUUAGGAAUAGUUUCCUAUUUUAGUCAGGUUGUCGAGUGAAACUCUGAGCUUGAGGAAUAUUGAAAAAGUCAAUAUAUUUUAUAAAUAUACCAAUACCGUUAGUUAUACAGUUUGGCCACAUUUGUUUAUUGCGAUCCAAACAAUUGAACUGGUUGGACCAGAGAGGUUUGUUUAUGAUAUAAGGUUGGACCUAGUAAUUUGAUGCUGCUAUCAAGCUUGACAAACCUUGCAUGGCCUGCAUAAACAUUUGCAGGUCGGCUAGGAUUUAUACUCGAAAAUGUUACAUUUAAAUACAGACAAACCAGAUAUGUGAAAGGGGCCUUGAUUGACAAUUUGGAACAGCCUAUAGUUUGAUGACCUUGAACUCUACCACGACUGGAUUGUUGGCUUCAGUUCAUGGUUAUACUAGCUAUGAGGAUAAUGGCUAUUUUCAGAUGUAUACAAUACAAAUGUACAUGGUUCAUCAUUUUUGUCAUUCAGAUAUAGAUAUAUCAGUGUAUUCACAACUUUGAAAAAGAAUAUGAUUGAAGUAACCGUGUUAUUAUUUUCCCGAGUAUGGGAAUUGGCUGCCAUGCGGAACUGGUUAUGUUACAAGGGUUUUUAUUAUGAAGUUAAUGCCAUUUUUCAAAAUCGGAUAUGUGUAUUUUUUUAUUUGCAUACAUCUGCAACUCAUGUUCAAACAUGGAAAAAGACACAUAGCCCACCAUUUUUGCACAUCUACCUAAAAGAAAAACAGAGAAUAGCCUGCAAAUGGCAUUUACAGAUGCAAAAGAAAUGGUGUAGUUUACGAGAUAUAUGCAAAAUUUCAGUAUUAGCUUCAUGCCCUAAUCAUCAUGACCCAGUCCAUGUUCAGCACCAUGUCAGUGAUAAAUGUCUUUAUCAUGUUUCGAAUAGCUUUUCACUGGUUGUAUCAAUGAAUUGUUCACAAUUUCUUUGAUACUAGAAAAACAACCAACAUUAUUAUUCCAAUUGUUCAGAUAGUAAAAGAUUGUUUAAAAGCUAUCAGCAGCGACAAGGAAUCUCUUGAAAUUGUUAGGAUUGUAGUGAAAAGGUUUGUUUGGUAUUCAGUUUUUUGUACUUCAACUAAGGUAGAAUUGCAAAUUUUUCGUAGGAUAUAUUAUUUUGCAAAUUUAUGAAAAUUGGCUUAUUGAAAUAUUUCACAAAUAUUUUGCACCUUCAGAAAGGUCAAGGUCAAUUCUUUUUAAUUAUGCAAGAACUUCUUUUAAACAUUUGCUAAGAGUAAUGAAAUCAGAAUGCCUGUAAAACAACCUUUCAAGACUACCUGUUAAUUGCAAAUUAGAAACAACAGAGUAGUUCCAAAUACAAAUCCGCAAAAUUUUAAAUCCACGAAAAUAGCUAUAUAUGUUGUAUAAUUGUAGAUGUUUUAUCAAGGUUAUUUUUAUAAAACUGUGUUCAAUAGCUACUUAAAUUUUAUUAUCACAUGUGUAAAAGUAUCAAUAUUUAUACCCUGCACAUGUAUGUAUGUGAUAUACUUGCACUAGUAUCAAAACCGUCCUAACAAAAGCAGAGAAUUAAUCUCAUAUUUAAUCCAUUUUAUAUUUUAUAUUGGUUUCAUUAUAUUUACAAUUGACAGUAGAGUCUCAAUAAUUCAGCCAUAUGAAUUAUUCCCUGUGUAUGCAAAUGUACUAAGAAUCAAUAAUAAAUAUUUGUGUGUGAAAACAAUCUGUAUUAAGGUUGAUAAUAGAUGUGUGAUAUUAAACAGAGAAUAAAAACAAUUUAACAAAG
Messenger RNA from Mizuhopecten yessoensis (Yesso scallop), 5055 nucleotides. RefSeq names its product serine/threonine-protein kinase Nek4-like. The coding region runs from base 154 to 1686 and encodes 510 amino acids. Gene Ontology annotation, molecular function: ATP binding; protein kinase activity. The transcript has 19 exons. Gene Ontology annotation, biological process: protein phosphorylation. The record is from RefSeq and is a predicted model, not a curated record. NCBI's taxonomy places the organism in Eukaryota, Metazoa, Mollusca, Bivalvia, Pectinida, Pectinidae.